AUGACCUAUUACAUCCAAACAGGGAUAUUGCUGCUCGUGUGCACAUCAGCUGUACAAGGGACUGGCAGGAAGCUGCUGUACGAGGACACCCAGACCGCGUCCUUCUCCGGCGGCGCGGCGGCAGCGCAGCAGCAGGGAGCCGGCAGCAGCGCGGCGGCAGUGCAGCAGCAGGGAGCCGGCAGCAGCGCGGCGUACCAGUCCAGUCAGACGGCAGGUGCCGGCUCGCAGGCGGCACCUGCUGGCAACACGUGGCAGGACGCUCUGGGCACAAUUCAGCGCAGCGCCGCAGCCGCUCUGAACGCCAACAGCGCCCCCGUGCAGCAGCUGCAGCAGACAACGCAGCAGGCGGCCGGCGCCACAGGGACCCAGACCACACCAAAGAAUGUGCUUGUGGACUUGGCCCCGGGUGCGACCGUGGGCUUUGGCAACCAGAACGGCUACCCCAAAAUCUCCGCGCAGGCCCCCGGCAGCGGCUUCUCCGUUGCGCAGGCGCCUGGCAAGGCCAACCCGGACGUGUCCUUCAAGGUGGGGCCGCAGGACUCCCCAGUGGCAGUCACCCUGGGCCAGCAGCCCGGCCUGGACGGCGGCGCCGACAAGGAGGAGAGCGGCCUGAGCGGGACGUUGAACCUGGGCCACUACGGCGUGAGCCAGUCCAACAGCUUUGAGGCAAUCAAUAUCAACCCAUCCGCCACCGAGCUUAUCACCCCCUUUGCCAAGCUCAGCGUCCCCUACAAGGCGUUCACAUCCGUGGGCCCGGCGCUGCAGCAGAUCCCGGGGCAGCUUGCGCAGCUGACGCGCGUGUUCCAGGUUCAGAGCACCGCGUCAGCCCCGGCCCCCGCCGUUUCAGCGGCGCUGGCGCCGUCCGCAGGCAUUGCCUCCCAGGCCGCGCCCUGAUCUGGCAAGCCGCACCUCGUGUCCUGUUCAGGCUUCUGCGCGGCUGGAUGCCUGAUCAGGUGGACUGCGGAAUGCGCCCUCCUCAGGCAGCGGCCUACCCUGGCAGGCUUGGCUGGAUGCCUGUUCAGGCAAUGGACACCUCCUGCUCUGUUAAGGCUGCAGAGGUGCUCAUAGGCUGAUGAAAGGAUAUAGCCGGGGCACGAGAUCUAGCCUGUCAGGCGAAGAUUAGGGGGGCAGAUUGAUGUUCAAACAGCCUGACGGAGCCGAAUGACUUGCAAUGCGGAGCUGCACAUGCAGGUAAAAGGCAGUGUUAGAUUGCUGUGCAGUCAAUGGGGUGUAGGCAGUUCAGGGAUUGAGCAGCAGCUUGUUCUGGUUAGCAAGAGCACCUAAACUAAACCUGUAGCAACCGAUGAGCGUAAGGACUAAAGUAUUGCAGACAAGUCAUUUACGCUGCGGUUUAUCAAAAAUAACGGACCUGUCAACACCUUGACAACCGUUGCAACAAUUGUGACUGGUUUGGCUGUUUGCAUUGCUGACCUAUGCAAGACUAACAGCAUGGCGAGAACGGUUGAAAUUCUGCCUUGGUAGCUUUUUAAUGCAUGCCAAGUCAGGUAUUCACUUUGCAAGUCAGUCACAAAUAUAUCAGAAAGUUGGCAGUUGCUUCAAUUGAGAGGUGAUUAGUUUGCCUUAAUCCUGGCAGAACACAUGAAAUCCAAGUGGUCG
This is a messenger RNA of Coccomyxa subellipsoidea C-169, 1617 nucleotides long. RefSeq lists its product as hypothetical. NCBI's taxonomy places the organism in Eukaryota, Viridiplantae, Chlorophyta, Trebouxiophyceae, Coccomyxaceae. The coding region runs from base 1 to 894 and encodes 297 amino acids. The transcript has 6 exons. The record is from RefSeq and is a predicted model, not a curated record.